UAUAACAUUUCGUGAGGCCAUCACCAAGAGCACAUCCAUUGCACAUCUCUAAUAAAACAGCUGACAGCGGCGGAACGAAUUGAAAUUGAAACGUGGGGCAAGUGGCAUUAACGCACACCUAUGACAGAGGCGUAAUACACACACGGCACCUCAGAGUUCGCCUGGAAAAGGGCGGAGAAGACACGGAAUUAUAUAAUCGCCGGUGAUAAACACAUGAGUCCGUACAGCGGCUCCUCCGUGCGUCGCCUGCUGGACAGUUGGCCCGGAAAGAAGCGCUUCGGUGUGUACCGCUUCCUGCCGCUCUUCUUCCUGCUGGGCGCCGGCCUGGAGUUCUCCAUGAUCAAUUGGACAGUGGGCGAGACUAAUUUCUAUCGUACCUUUAAGCGUCGCCAGGCCAAGAACUACGUGGAGGAGCAGCAGAAUUUGCAGGCGAGGACAAGCAACAGCACUGAUUAAAGACAAAAUGCCUGCUGGAGUGUCGUGGGGCCAGUACAUGAAGUUCCUCGGCUGCGCUAUGGCAUCCAUGAUGGCCGGAUCGCAGGCGGUUCAUCUGUACUACCGCCCACUGCAGGAUCUGCCCGCCUACAUCGAACGGGAGCAGCACAGCACACAGGUGGAUCGCAUAGCCAAGCCACCGGACUCUACUUGAAACUCUGUACUUGACAAGUUACUGGUUACUAAAGCUAUUUAAGUUUA
Molecule: messenger RNA, 696 nt
Organism: Drosophila gunungcola (fruit fly)
Lineage: Eukaryota; Metazoa; Arthropoda; Insecta; Diptera; Drosophilidae
Gene: sloth1
Product: small integral membrane protein 4
Exons: 3
Coding region: 214-456 (80 amino acids)
Source: RefSeq, a predicted model, not a curated record